Molecule: messenger RNA, 1629 nt
Organism: Punctularia strigosozonata HHB-11173 SS5
Lineage: Eukaryota; Fungi; Basidiomycota; Agaricomycetes; Corticiales; Punctulariaceae
Product: glycoside hydrolase family 47 protein
Exons: 14
Coding region: 1-1629 (542 amino acids)
Biological process (GO): carbohydrate metabolic process; N-glycan processing
Cellular component (GO): endoplasmic reticulum; Golgi membrane
Molecular function (GO): mannosyl-oligosaccharide 1,2-alpha-mannosidase activity; calcium ion binding
Source: RefSeq, a predicted model, not a curated record
AUGCAUCUCCGCAAGCUUUUGAUCGCUGUCGUAUCCAUCAGCGGGUCCUCCCCGUCAGCUCUGGUUCAGGCCGUCCAGGUGCAGAAAGCGGGUCUGACCAAGGCGGCAGUCAAGAAAAUCUUUACGGACACCUACUCCGCCUACAGAGAGUAUGCGUUCGGACACGAUGAACUCACUCCGGAGUCCAAGAGCUUUUCCGAUAGCCUCGGCGGCUGGGGGGCAUCGAUGGUCGAUGCCAUGGACACUAUGCUGAUUAUGGGCAUCGAGGACUGGUUCUUGGAGGCGGUCAACAAAACCGCGGGUAUCGAUUUUAAUACCACAACAACGGACAGUACUAUCAGCGUCUUCGAGACCACGAUUCGCUACGUGGGCGGCCUCCUGGCCGCGUACGAGCUCAGCGACCAAAAAUAUCCUGUACUCGUCCAAAAAGCGCAAGAAGUCGCGAACAAACUCGUGUUCGCAUUUACUGGCUCGAGCCCAAUUCCAUUCGGACACCUCAACUUCACCACCAACACUCCUGGCACCGAAUCUACUAGCGUGGCAGGGGCUGGAACACUCUCGCUCGAGUGGGACCGCUUGACCCACUACACCGGCAACACCACGUACCAAAACUUGGCAGUCGCGGCGGUUGAGCACAUCGCCAGCUUGCCCGAUCCACUCCCGGGCCUGCCAGCACAGGGCAUUGACGCAUCUACCGGCGAGUUUGUGGGCGCCUACGUGACCUGGGGUGGAGGCACGGAUAGCUACCUCGAGUACCUAAUCAAGUACCCCCGCUUGACCAACGACCAUGACGACCUUGCGACCGUCUGGGCAACCGCCGUUGACAGUUCCAUCCGGACCCUCCUCAGCACCUCAACCGUCGGCAAUUGGACCUACCUCGCCGACCUCACAGAUGACGCAGAAAUUCGCGUCAUCGGAUCGCAUCUUGCGUGCUUCCACGGCGGAAACUGGCUCAUGGGCGGUCAAAUGCUCAACAACCAGACCAUCGUCGACAUCGCGCUCGAGCUCGUCGACGCCUGCUGGAACACGUACGCGGCCACCGCGACCGGCAUCGGGCCCGAAGCCUUCGCGUGGAUCUCGCCUCAGACCAACUUUUCCGGUGCGACGCCGUCCGCGGACGAUCUUGCGUUCUACCAGGAGCAUGGCUUCUACAUCUAUCCCGGCGACGGAUUCUGGGUGCAGCGUCCGGAGGUGAUGGAGAGUAACUUCUACGCAUACCGCGUCACGGGCGACACGAAGUACCUCGACCGCGCGGCGAGUGUCGUGGAGAGCUUCCAGCAGUUCACCCGCGCCUCGCAGACGGGCGCGUACGCUCCGAUCAACGACGUCAACUCGAACACCACGACGCUGAUGGACGAUACGCAGUCGUUCUUCUACGCCGAGGUGCUCAAGUACCUCUACCUCACGUUUGACGAUCCGGACCAUAUCAGCUUGAACGACUUCGUAUUCAACACCGAAGCGCACCCGUUCAAGGCUCCUCCCGCCAAGGCGACUUACGGCACGGGCAAGCUCAACCCACCAAACAACACGGGCGGGUCGCGCACCAAAGCGCAGCCCGCCAAUCUGGCCCAGAUCAGCGAGGUUCCCAUCGCGCCCAAACAAAUCGCGGAUCUAUACAAGGGAUUCUGA